Fusarium pseudograminearum CS3096 is the source of this 2001-nucleotide messenger RNA. RefSeq lists its product as uncharacterized. The transcript is spliced from 2 exons. NCBI's taxonomy places the organism in Eukaryota, Fungi, Ascomycota, Sordariomycetes, Hypocreales, Nectriaceae. The coding region runs from base 1 to 2001 and encodes 666 amino acids. The record is from RefSeq and is a predicted model, not a curated record.
AUGACUGCACCAGUCGGCGACACGUCCAUGUCGCGAUACGACUCAUCACCCGGCGAACUCUCUUCGCCCCCCUCUGGAUCGCUUUCUGACCCCGGUUCACCAUCACGGAACGGCUCUAGUAGCCGCCCACCACAAGACUACGACGAAAUCGUAGUCGUUUCCAGCGACGGUAAAUACGAACACAUCGGCCACCAAAACCAUGGUGACCGACCUCGACCUCCUCUACCACCUCAAUCAGGCACAGGACCUGCUCGACGAUAUGCACUAGUCGAUAACCAAUGGGUGCAAUUAACUGCCGCAGGUGUCCCCAGGAAGAAGCCAGGACGUAAGCCCGGCACCAUUGUGAAGCCCCGAACCUCAGACGGCGCCGAUAUAGCUAAGGCUGCGCGAAAGCCCCGAAAGCCCCGCGACCCUAACGCACCACCCAUGCCACGAAAGAGGAAGAUUGUUACCGGCGAUGGUGAGGAGGAUGUUCCUUCAGACUCCAAGUCACUCGCCGCUGCUGGAGUUACCAUCGCGGGCCAGUCACAUAUCGCCGACGCCUCCAUUCUUUCAGCAUCUUCACCUGCUCAACAUCACCUUCAAACGCCAUCAUCAUCUCACAAACUAGAGCAGCGUUAUUCACCCAAGAUGGCGAAGCGAGAACACUUUGGCUCCAUGCAAAGCCUUUUGAACUCAGACCCUCCAGCGGAACGACCUUCCUCACAACCACAGUCUCAGCCUAACGGUUCUACAUCAAUUCCUGUGCGAACAAGCGGCCAGAGUUACGAUCCUAUCCGCGGUAACUACGAUCCAGUGCGCGAGACAAUGGUCUCCCACAACUCUUAUAACUCUGCCUCUGGAUCACCACGGGCUCCUUCUCAAAUACCCAACCGCUCGCCGACUAUUGCAAGUCUUCUUCAUGGAACUGAAUCACGUAGCCCGUAUCAACCACCGUCGAACCAGCCUCGCUUUCAGGCACCUGAGCCCUCCCAGCCUCCAUCCCCGUCUAAAGAGCCUCAGACAGUAUCGACACCGACACCAACUCCUUCCUCACGACCACCUGUGCAAGAACCCAAGAAGGAUCCCGCCCCUCCGCCACCAGUGCAACGCCCUGUCAUCAGGGAAUCCAACUUCACAACGAUCUCUAAUGGUCCUAUCAAGAAAUCAUCGCCCAAGCAGAAACCCCAUACUGGAGUUUCAACGCCCAAGACCGACAAUCUUGAUGACAUGCAGGAAGGCGAAGGUCGUUCGAUCCUCGACUUUGGUCGGGCCAAGCCGGGUGAAGAAGCCCAAGCUCCUACAAUUGUUCUUAGUGUACCUAUACAGCCCGGAGAAACGAACAGAUACGUCAACUUCAUGCGCAUGGCCGAAGACCGAUAUGGAUGGGACGCUCUUCACCCUCGUUUGGCCGCUAACCGGGACCGCAAAGCUCGAAUCGCUGCGGCAGCUGCCUCCCUAGAAAAGGCGGAGUCUGGCCGUGAAUCCGGCGAUGAAAUGUCCGUUGAUCUCUCCGAUGGCGAGGGUAGCAACCCCGACAACGGUGUUACCAGCGGUGCCGAUGCGCAGGCCAAGCCUAAGAAGAAGCGCAACUUCAAAGAGGACCAAUACGACGUUGAUGAUGAUUUUGUGGACGAUUCAGAGCUUCUUUGGGAAGCACAGGCGGCAGCAAGCCGUGACGGAUUCUUUGUUUACUCAGGCCCAUUGGUGCCUGAGGUUGAAAAGCCAGCUGCUGGACAAGAGGGACCCCCCAAACGAGGACGUGGUGGACGAGGCAGCCGAGGAGGUGCACGAGGUGCAUCGACUCGGGGCGGAGCUGGCACCGGUCGUGGAGGUGGCCCAGGAUCCCGUGGUGGUGCCGUUACUAGGAAGCCUCGCAUUACUAAACAGGAGAAGGCACAGCGUGAGCGCGAGAAGGCGGAGCGCGAGACCAUGGCCCAAAUGGCCAAGACACCUACCCACAGUGGCUAUUCGCUGAACCCUACCACACCAUCGUUUGCCGUCAGUGAAUUGGGCGCUUAG